UAGGAGGGAUCUCGUAGGUUCCCGGCGGCCCUCGCGAGGGAUACUGGUUUUCCGGACGUCAGGAGAUGGCUGGAGCUAGCUCCGCCGCGGUGUCUGGGGCCGGCACGCCGGUGGCUGGGCCCUCGGGCCGGGACCUGUUCGCGGAAGGGCUGCUGGAAUUCCUGAGGCCUGCGGUGCAGCAGCUCGACUCGCACGUGCACGCGGUUCGGGAGAGUCAGGUGGAGCUGCGGGAACAGAUCGACAAUUUGGCCACUGAACUCUGCAGAAUCAAUGAAGACCAGAAGGUGGCUUUGGACCUAGAUCCCUAUGUGAAGAAGCUCCUUAAUGCCAGAAGACGGGUAGUCUUGAUUAAUAACAUCUUACAGAAUGCUCAGGAGCGAUUGAGACGGUUGAACCACAGUGUGGCCAAGGAGACAGUUAGACGGCGUGCUAUGCUAGAGUCAGGGGGCUACCCUUCUGGUUCCCCAAGCAAAUAAUGCAUCGAAGAAGUUGAACCUCCUGCUCUCCAGUUGCCUUGCUUCAACCGUGACUCUAGAAGACACUUGACUUGGAAGGAUAAGGAAUAAGACAGCAGCCUUAUCAUUUGUGUAAUGAGCAAUUGGAGCUAGAUUUGUUAGAAUGGGAUCAGAAUUAGCCCCUUGCCUACAUUCAGGUUGAGCAAGUUCCAUGAGAAUUGGUUCCCAAGGUUUUUUUGUGUUAAAGGGCUGUUUGAGUGCAGGCUUAUAAAAGAGAAAGCUGUAGACUCCAAAUCUGCCCAUCAUCUUGAUCCCCUUAGCCUGGAUGACAUUUUUCCUGCUAGGUGCUAAAUCGCUGGUCCCUGGACAGCAUGCCUUUCCUCAAAGGGACCUACUUUCUCCUAUGCUUGCACUGAGGAUUUGAGGGGGAAGGAUCUUGGUGAGGAGGCCUUGUCCAUCCACCCUUCUGAUUGCACUAGCUUUUAGCUGCUGUAGCAGCACUUCUAUUACUAUAUAAUUCAAUAAAUGUCAUAUUAAUGCUGUAACCCUGUAUUUAGGUUUACUCCUCCAUCAGAGUAGGUAUAGACUAGAUGCUCAAGCUUCUGAAGAUUUUCACUUUCUGUGCCUCUCCCAAUGGAGUUAGCCAAAUUUCUAAUCAUGAUGAAGCUUAACUUGGAGUAGAUUAAGGAGGAGACAUGGGGAGAGUGUUACAAUAAUUUCCUCAAGCCAUAAUUUGGCAAGAGGCCAAAAAAAAACAACAAAAAGCAAAAGUUCCAACAUUAAUUGAUUAAAAAAGGGGGGGGGGAAAGAACCUUACAAGGAAAUACUUUUAAUAAGUGUCUAGAAAAAAAGACAAACAACUUUCAGACACUAACAGUUCACAAUAAUUUCAACAGCAAUAACAAAAAAAAAAAACACCUGGAUAAUUUUGGUCUUAACGGGGUUUCCAGAGUUGGUUGUUCUGUGGAGGGCUUAGUGGGGUGUGUGUGUGAAAAUCUAUAAAAGAACAAAGCACUGGAAGGCUGAUAUCUUCCUUUGUGGCCCAGGCCACAAACGUGAGAUUCCUGUAGCUGAGUCAGGGGAGCAUCAAAUCACCUACAAGACAAUGCUUCUUUCUCCACAGCUUCCAGGGGUUUUCAGCCUUAUUUUUCCUUCCCACCAUCCCCUCAUCCUCACACAUGCCACUACCCAAGGUCUACAAAGGAAGCCUGUUGCCUUUGGCAGCUGAGAAAACAAAUCAGAAUCACUCUUGGGUCUCCAUGCUCUCUUCUUCCUCUCCUUGAGGUGGCUCCUCUGCAUUCUCCUCUUCUUCCUCACCUUCCUUCUUUUCUGGAGGCUUCUCAUAAGCUUUUUCAGAAGGUGUCACUAUCACUCCAUCCCAGGUAGACAUUUCUGAAGCAAGAUCUAAAAAGGAAAGAGAUACAAUGAAGACCGCCUCAGGCAUCCAAGUCAGGGAGUUUGCUUUGGCAAGUGAAAUAUACUAUACCCUUUUGUGCCUUCUAAGACACUGGUGGUGAUAUCUGGGUAUCUCCUCAACACCACAAAAACCUAUCUGCCAUCCAGACUCUAAAGUACUUAGCUCUAGACACUCACAACUGGCAUCACCCUCCUGGCCAAGGAUCUUCCUAUAACCUCCAUGGGAUAGGAUCCGAACCAAUGUCUGAGCUGUAUAGCAGACCAUGUCCUAAAUGAGAACAUAAAUGAAAGUCAAUCAGAAGAAAGAUGCCUGCCAAACUUGUACCACUCAGAAUGGAAUGAGGGGCUUACUCCUUUUUUUAUUUAAACCCUUACCUUCUGUCUUAGAAUCAAUACCAAGUAUUAGUUCCAAGGCAGAGAUAGGUAUGGGCUAGGCAAUGGGGGUUAAGUGACUUUGCGCAGGGUCACCAGGUAGACAGAAUUUCAACCCAGGACCUCUUUCAUCUCUAGACCUGGCUCUCUGGCACUGAGCCACUUAGUUGCCCCAAGAGGCUUACUCUUAAAACCAGGGUUGAAGUAUACCUCCAUUGCCCCUUUACAAAGAUAGCAUUUCCCCAAAGUAGUAAAGGGUCAAAAAUAAAUUUGACUUGUGACUGGGAGAAAAGCUGAGGUUCCACAUAAUUUCCUAUCCUUUCCAUUACCUGUUGUUCCAAGGUCAUGACUGUGUGUACUCGGAAGUUGCCACUUUCACAGGGAUCAGUAAUUCCUACAGAACCAGGAAGAAACAACCCUGCAGCCAAAAUCUGAAGGCAUCGCCUGGGACAGAAGAGAAAGUGUUAGAGUUGGUGAAGACAGGUCCUUGCUCACCCUAAGGAAUCAGGAUAGUUCCUAGGACUAAGUCCUAUACCUGUAAGCCACAUUGAGGGCCAAGGGCUGUCUGGUAGGAUUAUUCAUCACAGCAUAGUGGCCCUGGAAAAGACAAGACAUUUGAUAGGGAGAACUUCUGAGAACCAAACUGAUAAAUUUACUGUCAAACCAACAUAAAACUGUCAUACUGCAAUAAGACAAAUCACAAGCAGAUAUAAUCUUUCUCAAAUUUGUUUCCAGGCAGCUAUGCCUUGAAGGCCAGGACUCCUUAGGUCUUCCUAAAUAUCAACAAUGGGUCACUAUUUACUUGUCCAUAGUCUAACUUAAAUCUCAAAUAAUUUUUUGAAAUUCUAAUGGCUUUCAAAGUUAUCACUGAAUAAAUACAUAGAACUUUAA
Messenger RNA from Monodelphis domestica (gray short-tailed opossum), 3134 nucleotides. RefSeq names its product SNAP associated protein (gene SNAPIN). Gene Ontology annotation, cellular component: synaptic vesicle; BORC complex; BLOC-1 complex. Gene Ontology annotation, biological process: synaptic vesicle exocytosis; endosome to lysosome transport; intracellular protein transport. NCBI's taxonomy places the organism in Eukaryota, Metazoa, Chordata, Mammalia, Didelphimorphia, Didelphidae. The record is from RefSeq and is a predicted model, not a curated record. Gene Ontology annotation, molecular function: SNARE binding.